Messenger RNA from Mytilus trossulus (common blue mussel), 2319 nucleotides. RefSeq lists its product as uncharacterized. The record is from RefSeq and is a predicted model, not a curated record. The coding region runs from base 4 to 1500 and encodes 498 amino acids. The transcript has 3 exons. Lineage: Eukaryota; Metazoa; Mollusca; Bivalvia; Mytilida; Mytilidae.
AACAUGGUCGUUCGGAUAGCAAAGAGGAAUACAACAUUAGCUCAGUAUGGAAGUUUAUUUGUUCGUUUUAUGUCUACAAGACGUGGCGACUUUCAUCUUGAUACUUUGUCCCAGAGAAGGGUUCCAGGAUUCAAAUUAUGGAUGGCAAAAGAGGUGACACCUAAUUUGUAUGUUGCUGGAGGAUUAACAGACACGCAAAUUAAAUAUGCACAUGAUGAAGGAUUUAAAGGAGUUAUAUCCUUGUUUCAUGAAAAUAGCCCUGGUCAGUUUGGAGGUGAAAAACUUGCUUCAAUGUCAGAAGCCAAAUAUGUUGCAAAGAUUGCUGGAAUUCAGUUUGAUGCGAUUCUUAAAGAGAACAAGGACUGGGCUUGUGUUAAAGCCGUGGAGAAACUAACAAACUCUAUUAAUAAGAUGGAGAAACCAAUUUUGCUUUAUUCCAGCAAACCACAAGCUGUAGCUUUUACAACCUUAUUGCAUACAGCUUACAUGUCAAAACUGGACUCCAAAUACGAACCAAGAGUUGAUAGUGAGAAAUUCUAUAAAAUGAGUGCUUUAAUGGGAAUGAAUUUUACAGAAGACAGAUUUAAAUCGGUUGUUGCAAAAAUAACAGGUGAAUCAAUUGUAAGCAAUCCUCCAAAAUGUGAUGCAUAUCAGAAUUGGUUAGGAUAUUGGCUUGGUCAUCCUGUCUAUAAGAAUUGGUUCACUGCCGGGCAGAUACGAAGGGGUCAUUUAAAGGAACUGGAAGCCGCUGGCUUCAAAUCAGUUAUCAACAUGCGGGCUGGUAAAACCUUUAACAACAAUCCUUCGCAAGAGACCGUAAAUCUGAUCAACAUACCGGUAAAUCUCAAUACAUAUGACGAGAACUACACCCCAGUUAGACAAAAACCGUCGGAAUUGGAGAAGGUUGUAUUAGAUCCAGCUUUGGACAGAAAACAUAUAUCUCCUACAUCAAAUGUAAAUUAUGAAACCGAGAACCCCGAGGAGUAUGGAGACGAAAUUGGUUAUAAUGAAGAACUUGAAAGCGAGCAUUUUAAGGGAUCAUCUUUGAAGUAUUAUCAUUUACCUUUAGGUAAGUUAUUCAAUUUUUAUACGACCGCAUCUCCUACAUCAAAUGUAAAUUAUGAAACCGAGAACCCCGAGGAGUAUGGAGACGAAAUUGGUUAUAAUGAAGAACUUGAAAGCGAGCAUUUUAAGGGAUCAUCUUUGAAAUAUUAUCAUUUACCUUUAGAUAUUAGUUCCACCUUCAGUACAGAUGUAUUUAAACAGUACAAGGACAAGCUGUUAAAGAUAGGAAACGACGGGCCAGUUUUGUUUCACUGUACUAUUGGACAAAGAACUGCUUUUAUGGGUGUCCUAGCAGCGGCAGUACAGUACAAUAAAGAUUUACAAUGGGCUUUGAAGCGCAUACAUGAGCUCGGAUUUACUGUCAACGAAACAACUUUUAGUGACGUAUACAAGAUGUACAAUGAUGUGCUUGGUCCGAUACAGGAUCCACGAUAAUGAACAUUAAUACGAUACUUUUUAUAAAAUUAGGCUAAGUCAAUCCAAGGCUGGGCAUAUUUAUAUAUACUUUUUUUUCACAAAUUUAUGCUAAUUUAUGCAAUAUUAUCUUUCAUCAGAUGUUUGUAUGUAAAUAUACAUGUUUCUUAAUACUAGUAGUCGAAAUAGUAUGAUGACCAGAUAUAAACUUCAUAUAUUAUAGAACCAUUAUAGUCUUUAAAAUAUUUGCUCUUAAGAAAACGAAUAUAUGACAAGCAGUUCUAGUCAAAAACUAUACUACUUGACGGAGAUUUUAACAAAAAUAGUACACACAGAGAUAUAUACUUCAAACAUAAAAAGUCUCUGACGGAAUAUUUCAAAUUGGGUAUUUUCACUCAAGGUAUUUUCUCUUUGGAAAACAUUUUCUUCCUGCAUUUUGAUGGACAGAAUGUUAAUUUUUCUUACCAUCAAAUCACAGAAUGAUUUGGACACAGUUAUUGUUUCAUUUUUAUAGAUCAGAAUAUUCAUUUAAAAAACACUGCAUUCCCCCAUCUCAUUGCCCUUGAAUAUCAAUUAGUCGUCCCAUUCGUAUACAUUGUUCUGUUGUUUCAACAGAUUAUAAUAAUGCACUGGUUAAGUAUUGGAACAAUCUAAUUGAAAUAUAGAUCUCUAUUUGAAUUAGAUAGAGUAUUGGAAAAAAGUAAAGGAGUAGGUCCAGUAAGACCCCUAUUUGGCCCCAAAAUAUAGCAGUUUUACAAAGUUGUUAAAAUGUAAACAUUUGGUUAUUUAUUACACAGUAGAAUACUUCUGCUACAUAAAUAUGGGCUGUUUUUGACAUAA